Molecule: messenger RNA, 2700 nt
Organism: Solanum verrucosum
Lineage: Eukaryota; Viridiplantae; Streptophyta; Magnoliopsida; Solanales; Solanaceae
Exons: 11
Coding region: 54-2552 (832 amino acids)
Source: RefSeq, a predicted model, not a curated record
AUAAAUCAAAUUUAUCGGAGAAUGGUGAGAAUUGUUGUUGAAAGUUGAAAAAGAUGCACAGCAAAGUUGUUGUUGGAGUAGAAUUAGUAAGUUCUUCAUCAGGUUUUUGUGGACUCAAUCACCGUCUUCAUCAUCCAUUCUUGUUCAAGACUCUUUGCUGCACCAACAAUUCCUCUUCUUCAUCAUCUUCUUCGUCGGACCAUAAGUUCAGGUUUAAUCUUGGGGGUGAUAGGAAGUGGAAGUUCAAAGAUAUUGAUGCCAGUACAGUACAAGAAUCAGUAAAUCACUGGCUGUCAAAGACACAGAACUUUUGGAAUGAAGUCACUUCACCACUGGUAAAAACUGUAAAUGAUAAAAGAACCAGUUUUCAUGAUGAUACGCAAGAUAUGGAGGAAGUAUUCAUGGCUGAACAGACUGUUGAUAGCCAAACACCGAAUGGUGAUCUUUCUGUAGCUGCCAUUCUUUCAAUUGAGCAAUUUAGCAGGAUGAACGGAUUGACUGGGCAGAAAAUGCAGAAGAUAUUCAAAGCACUUGUUCCUGAAUCUGUUCAUAGUGAUGCUCGCAGCUUGGUUGAAUACUGCUGCUUUAGGUUUCUGUCAAAGGAUACUUCUAUCCUUCAUCCUUCCCUGAAGGAACCUGCAUUCCAGAGACUGAUUUUCGUAACUAUGUUGGCGUGGGAGCAACCAUAUAGGAGUAGAGGAGAUUCCCGAGUUAAAUUUGCAGAGAAGCAUUCUCUCCAGCUAAAGAGGAGACUAGUUGGAGAAGAAGCUUUUGUUCGUAUUGCUCCUGCUGUUGCUGGUAUAGCUGAUUGGACAACAGCACACAACCUUUUCAAAGCUCUUGCUGGUAAUGAUCGGGGCAUCUCAUUUACCUCAUGGUCCACCUACAUCUGUGAACUUCUCAAAGUGCAUGAAGGACGGAAGUCAUACCAGUUUCAAGAUCUCUCCCAGCUCCAUAACGAGAGAAUCUUGUGCAUUGCUUCUGGCGGAAAACACCCUGUUCUUAAAUGGGAGAAUAAUAUGGCAUGGCCUGGAAAACUAAUUUUGACUGAUAGGGCCCUCUACUUUGAGGCAGUUGGUUUGACAGGAAAAAGAAAUACAUCAAGAUUGGAUCUUACAGGAGAAGGUUCAAGCAUAAAGAGAACAAGAGUUGGGCCUCUGGGCUUUGACUUUCUAGAUUCUGCUGUAUCUGUCACUUCAGGUCCUCAGUCAGAUACAUGGAUAUUAGAAUUUGUCGACUUUGGAGGAGAAAUGAGACGGGAUGUGUGGUAUGCAUGCAUCAAUGAAGUAAUUGCUUUAUACGAGUUCAUACGAGAAUUUGGUCCGGAGGAAGGUGAUCAAUCAGUAUACAAUGUCUAUGGUUCCCAGAAAGGGAAGGCAAGAGCAAUUUCGUAUGCUACCAAUGCUGUUAAGAGACUUCAGGCUCUUCAAUAUGCUCGAAAGCUCUUGGAGGAUCCAACUAAAUUGGUUCAGUUCUCAUAUUUGCAAGAUGCACCUUAUGGUGACAUCGUUUUACAAACUCUAGCAGUUAAUUGUUGGGGUGGACCAUUGAUUGCAAAACUUACUGAUCAGGAUUAUCAAUCAGGGGGAUCACCUGGAUCCACGAAUGAUGCAACAGAAAGUAGUAGUUAUGUGUUUGACAUAGAUGGAAGUGUGUACCUACAGAAGUGGAUGAAGUCUCCAUCAUGGGCUUCUAGUGCUUCACUUGCUUUUUGGAAGAACCCCCGAUCGAAACGGGGAAUAGUUUUCAGUAAAAAUCUUGUUGUUGCUGAUAUGAAUUUGAUGGAAAAAGCAGCAUUGAUAUGUAGAGAUAAAUAUCAAGUAGUAGAGAAAACGCAAGCCACAAUUGAAGCGGCAAUGAUUGAAGGGAUACCUAGUAACAUCGACCUUUUCAAGGAACUUGUGUUUCCUUUAACAGUUAUGGUAAAAAACUUUGAGAAACUUAGGCAUUGGGAGGAUCCCCUAUUAACUGCCUCUUCUCUUGCACUCGCAUAUACGAUUAUAUUCAGGAAUAUGCUAUCUUAUAUUUUACCAGCAAUGUUGAUGGGCUUGGCUGCUGGCAUGUUAUUACUCAAGGGGCUCAAGGAACAAGGACGGCUUGGGAGAUAUUUUGGAAAAGUAACCAUACGUGAUCAACCACCAUCAAACACACUACAGAAAAUUAUUGCAGUUAAAGAGGCCUUGCGUGAAGUUGAAAAGUAUCUGCAGAGCUUGAAUGUGUCGCUGCUCAAAAUUCGAGCAAUUAUUCUUGCUGGCCAACCUCAGAUUACGAUGGAAGUUGCUCUGGUUCUACUAUUUGGUGCAACCAUUCUCUUAAUUGUUCCAUUCAAGUAUAUAGCUGCUUUCCUGAUUUCUGAUGCAUUCACCCGAGAACUCGCGUUCCGAAGGCAAAUGGUUUUGAGAUUCAUGAGCUUUCUGAAGGAGCGGUGGGAAACAGUGCCAGCCACCCCAGUUGUUGUACUACCAUUCGAGGGUGAUGAGUCCAAUGCACCAAACCAAAGAAAGGAGUCCAUCAAUGACGGAGUAAAAUCAGAGAAACAGUUAAAGCAGUAGGUUAUAGUAAAUCUUCUUUUAGGUAACUAUCUUUUCUCUUUUUCCUUUUUUCUUUAUAGUAGGUGGUUACAGCAGGUGUGACGGAUCGAAGAUUGAAGCAGAAACAGUUUUUUGCCCUUAAAAACAGUAUCAUUUGGGUGGGAUUUCG